CGGACCCACAUUGAAGCAGAAAUUCUUUAAUUGCAUGAGGUUACGCGUUCUGCCGCAUCUUUCCUUUAAUUGUAAAACUAAAUUUCGUUAGCUACCUCCUAAUUAUGGCUACAUCACCUGACAAGUCUGUAUUAUUUGUCUGUUUGGGUAAUAUAUGCCGUUCAACAAUGGCAGAAGGUAUUCUUCACAAUUUAGUGAAAUCCAGGGCAGACCAUUCGGAAUGGCAAGUUGAUAGCUGUGGAACUGCAUCAUACCAUACUGGAGAGCAACCUGACAAUCGGACUAUUGUCACUUUACAGAAACAUGGAAUUGUAAACUUUAAACAUAAGGCAAGAAAAAUUAGAAAGUCUGAUUUCACAAAUUUUAAAUGGAUUUUUGUGAUGGAUUUAGAAAAUCUUAAAGAUGUUGAAGGGAUAAAACCAGAUUCAAGCAAGAGCAAAGUAAUGUUGCUGCGGCAGUAUGAUCCAGAAAAGGAUUGUGAGAAACCAAUAGUGAUUGAUGCAUAUUAUCAUGAUGAUUCAUAUUUUGAAUUAUGUUAUGAACAAUGCCUCAGAAGUCUCAAAGCAUUUUUACAGAAGGAAGUUACAGAGUGCUAAAAUUCAUUUGUCAGUAACAUCAAUAUUUGUACCUAUUAGUUCAAGUAUAUACAUCACGUAAAACAA
Hydractinia symbiolongicarpus is the source of this 662-nucleotide messenger RNA. RefSeq names its product low molecular weight phosphotyrosine protein phosphatase-like. The coding region runs from base 105 to 596 and encodes 163 amino acids. Gene Ontology annotation, cellular component: cytoplasm. Gene Ontology annotation, molecular function: acid phosphatase activity; non-membrane spanning protein tyrosine phosphatase activity. Gene Ontology annotation, biological process: protein dephosphorylation. The record is from RefSeq and is a predicted model, not a curated record. The transcript has a single exon. NCBI's taxonomy places the organism in Eukaryota, Metazoa, Cnidaria, Hydrozoa, Anthoathecata, Hydractiniidae.